CGCAGCGCGAUUUCGUCAAUAGGGCCGACGCCAUUGCUUGCUGCACUGUAAUUCUUUUGAAGAAAAGAGAACAUCGGAUUUAUUUACCUGUAUUGAUGUAAUGGGACCUGAAGACGGGAAACUUGAAAGUAGAAAACAUACGAUUUAAGACACUCAUUUUGGAGUUUUAUUUUUGAAAGAGACUUUCCGUUCUCUUUCACUUGGCUCAGGCUAUUUGUUGACACUUUUGCGGCCUGCACCCAAGAAAGAUGUACCCGUCUUGGGGAAAGCAUGGCGGUGGCUCUUACCAUAACACGGGUCAGUAUUCGAAUUACCAUAACAAACCACCGCCUCCUAGAGGCUCCAGCUUGUACAGCGGAAACUACGGUGGUUAUGGUUCAUCGGGAAGCUACUCUGCCUCUUCGGGCCCAGGGUCAUCCAACUUCCAAAGCCUUAGAGAACAACACCUCCAACAAAUGCAGCAACUUCAACAACUUCACCAGAAGCAAUUGCAGUCGGUGCUGCACUCCAGCAGUACACCUUACAGUGGAGGCUCCUCGCACAGCAGCAGCGGGACCUGGCAUGGAAGCUCUUCGAGUUCGGGUUCGACUGGUUAUUCGUCGGGGCCCAACUAUCAGCAACAGCAUCAACACCACGGACCGCCGCCAUCGUUUCCUCCCCCAUCUCACGGACCACCGCCACCGUUUCACGUUCCUCCUCCAAACCAGCAACAGCACGGGCCGGGAGAGCAGCAGGCUCCCGUCCCGAUACCUGGCCCUCCAUCGGGGGAAAAACAGGACCAUAAGCCUCCUGUUACUCCAACAGAAGACGACCAGGUCCAGCAGUCGAAACUUACCGUUCCCCAACCAGCCCUUCAUCAGAGUAAUCAGUCGCCAGCACCUAAUGUGCCUCCUGUACACUUACUUCAUUCUGAGCAGCAGCAGUAUCCUCCGCCACCUACCGCACAGUCGGAAUCCACAGACCGUGUUAUUCCGUCACAUACCCCUCCAGAGACCAAUAGUCCUGCGGGUUCAACUGCCCCCGUACUUGAUAUCAGUGAGCCAAGACAGGAGCAGUCUCCGGAUUUGUCGUCGAUGUCAUUACAGGAACAGCAGCAGUAUUGGUAUAAGCAACAUUUACAGAGUCUUCAAAAGUUAAAACAGCAGCAGAAAAAUGAAAAAGAAAAUAAACAAGAACUCACUGGCCAAUGCCCUGUUCCUCCUCCACCAAAGGAACCUCCUGCUGAUGCAGCACCACCACCACCACCUCCCAGGGAAGAACUGCCCCCUCCACCUCCUCCAGAAGAAGUUAAGACUGAUAUCGUCACAUCUACAGAGGACCCAGAAGAAGCAGCACGCUUGAAACAGUUGCAGGCAGCUGCAGCUCAGUGGCAGCACACUCAACAUCAAAGAGCAGGUUAUCAGUACCAAGCCAUGAUGCAGCAGCACACACAUCUGCAGCAGCUCUUGCAACAAUACCAGCAAUUUAUGCAGCAACCAGCCCAUCUGCAGACAAUGCCUCUGGAGAUGCAGCUUAGACAUUUUGAAAUGCAGCAGCACCAGUUUAUUCCACUUUUUCAAGAAUGGGAGAGGCAUUUUAAAAUCUGGCAAGAACAAUUUCAGGCAUAUCCCCACAAAGACCAGCUGAAGGAAUAUGAAUCACAGUGGAAGCAGUGGCAGGAUCAAAUGCAAUCAACUUAUGCUCACCUGCAUGAAAGGGUUAUGACUCUUCGCAAUAUGCAACAUCAGUAUGCGUCAGCUCCACCUUAUGGCAUGGUUGGCAUUCCACCUUAUGGUCAAUAUCAUCAACCACCACCUAGUGUACAUGGUAGUAUUCUGCCUCCUCCCCCGGUGACCUCCGUGCCUCCUCCCCCGGUGACCUCCGUGCCUCCUCCCCCGGUGACCUCCGUGCCUCCUCCCCCAGUGACCUCCGUGCCUCCUCCCCCAGUGACCUCCGUGCCCCCGUCUUCAGUGCCCUCGGUUCCCUCCGUGCCCCCACCUUUGGGUUCCCGGGUUCCCUCCGUGCCCCCGCCUCCAGUGACCUCCGUGCCCCCGCCCAUGUCUGUGCCCCCUCCUCCAGUGACCUCUGUGCCCCCUCCUCCAGUGACCUCUGUGCCCCCUCCUCCAGUGACCUCUGUGCCCCCUCCUCCGGUGACCUCCGUGCCCCCGCCCAUGUCUGUGCCCCCGCCUCCGGUGACCUCAGUGCCCCCGCCCAUGUCUGUGCCCCCGCCUCCGGUGACCUCCGUGCCCCCACCCAUGUCUGUGCCCCCGCCUCCGGUGACCUCCGUGCCCCCGCCCAUGUCUGUUCCCCCACCUCCGAUGACCUCCGUGCCCCCACCCAUGUCUGUGCCCCCGCCCCCAGUUCCACUUCCUAACUGUCCACCUCCGUCUCAGCCUGCACAAACAUCUCCUCAAGUUUCAUCAUCUUUAAGUAAAGUUUUCUCAGAGACCCCAAAUUCUGCAGUAAUUCAGCCUCCAUCAUCAUUGGCUUCUGGACAGCCUGGGUUUCUCACUACAUCUUUACCAUCUGCUUUUACUUCAUCAAGUCCAAGUGUAAAGCCGUUUGAUCUGUUAUCACCACCUAGUCAGGGAUCUCCAGCAGAAAGUCAGAGAAAUUCCAGGCUUAACACUACUUCAGAAAUGACUGCUCCUGGAUUUCAAACCCCAGUACCUAAGCCAGAUUUACCCUCAGGUCAUUGCUCACAGUCUAAAUAUGAUCAGCAAUCUGAUGAAAAGCAAGGAAGAUUUAAUCAGUUAUCCAGAUUUGAGCAUCAGCAUAGAUUUGGUCCACCUCCUACUGUUGAACCAUUACCAGUGUCUGUAUUACAACAGCCACCAAAAUUUGACUCGCCUGUAAAAACUGAACAGCCUCCAAAAGAAUCUGAUGCUCCAACUCGGCACCCACCAAGGAUUAAUGUCCCUUCAAAAACAGAAUCGCCAGUACAACCAGAUACAUCUAAAAGUGUCUCCCAACCAUCAUCAAAAUUGAAUGAAUUUGCAAAAAUGGAGACACUUAAAGCUCAAGCCCAGCAGACAAAAGAAUUUAAUGCACUAUCAAAGGGUGAUCAAAAUAACAAAUUUGAGGAAUCUACAGCACAUGUGCCUCGUCAGUCAGACAAACUUAAUUCAACUCAGCCAAUUCCAAAAGAUGCUAUGUCACAAGACCAAAAUUUAAAAACCUGUAAACCAUCAUCUAGUGUUCCAAUUAUAUCAUCAUCUGGUAAUUUAACCACAGACUAUGAUUUUGAUGCAGAUGGUGACUUUUUUCUUCCAAAUGAUCCUAUUCCUCAGACCUCGGUAUCAGUAGGAGAGCAAAAGCAAUCAGACUCAAAAGAGAAUUCAUUAAAAGUAAAUCUUGAAGAGGUUGCCAAACCAGCUUCCACAUUACCAAUUAAUGAUGAUAAGAAUGUUUUUGCCAGCAAUAGAAAUGUUACAAAACCACAAGAAGUACAAAAGGAUGAAGCUAAACCAUUUGAAAAAGACACGAAGAAAAACUCUGAUACUGUUGCAAAACCAGACACUCCUAAAGGCACUCCUAAGUUAUGUAAUUUGGAAACCCAGAAAGCCAUUUCAACUCCAAAGACAGAAGGUUUUAGUCAGGGGCCUGUGCCUAUAAGAGGUCCACCAGGAAAGACACUUCAUUCUAAUAUUGCUUCUAAGCCUAUUUCAGCUAAACAAGAUUCAUUUACUUUGGAUUAUCGAGGAAUGCAUGGUGAAGAUAAAAAAGAAAAUAGUCAAAAUCAAGGUAUCAACUCAUGGAAGAAUUCUCAAAUGGAAAAACAAAAUCUAACUGAGCGAAAGCCACUGCUUUUUCAUGAAGAAACGUGGCAUGGAGAGGAGGAACAGGGACAUUUUAGAGAGCCCUAUUUUCAAAAUCGAGGCAGAGGAAGACCUGCAAUGGACAGAGAACAAGUCGAGGACAUGAGCAGGCAAAGAGGAUGGGAAGAGCCUGGGAGCGAUUAUUGGCCAGAUAGAGAGCCCUUUCAGAGAGAAAACCGACCUCCAUUUAGACGGCCUCCACUUUUGGCCCAUGAGCCAAUGGAGAGAGAUCCAAGGCAUAAUUUUCCUUUACCUCAUGAUCCAUUGGAUCGAGAUCGCAGGCAUCCUCCUCCUUUACCUUAUGAAUACAUGGAAAGAGAGCCCAGACACCCUCCCCUCCUACCUCACGAUACUGUGGAAAGAGAUACUAGACGACCCCCUGUGUUUCCACAGCAAGUGAUGGAUAGAGAGCCCAGGCAUCCUCCUCCUUUGCCACAUGAGUUAAUAGAAAGAGACCCCAGAGGUCAUGCUCCACAUGAAGUCAUAGGCCGAGAAAUGAGACGACCACCAAUUCCUUUCGAUAUGGAACGAGAUAGAAGACGUGGGGAAUAUUUUCCAGAGUAUGAGCAUGAAUUUGAUGUGGAACAAAAUAGAUUUGUUGCACCUUACACUGAUUAUAAUGAGAAUUAUAAUCAAGAUCAGGGUUACUACAUGCAGAGAGAAGAUUGGGAAGUAGAGGAUCGCAGAAGAAAUUGUCCACAGUACCCACCUCAGUUACCACCUGACCGUUUCUGUGAAGAUCGCUGGAUAGAGAAGAGAGAUCAUUCCUAUUUAUAUGAAAGAGAUUUUCAGGACAGAGGUAGUUAUGGAGAUGAGGAAUAUGCAGAACAGGCACUCUUCCGACAGGAAGAAAGAGAUUACAUGCCAGACAGACCAGAGUGGAGCAGAGAACCAUUACACGAAAGGCGAUACAUGCCUGAUCUCGGUAACCGGAGACCACAAUUUGAAGAUCGAUUGGAGGUUCCUUCAGCGUUGCCACCUUCUACUAUUCCUCCUCCGCACCAUGAUGCCCCAGAGGUUAUGGUAGAUGAUUCAUCAGGAGCAGCAAAAGGAGUUCUAGCACUUUCACAAAGACAACAUGAAAUCAUUCUUAAAGCUGCUCAGGAACUUAAAAUGUUAAGAGAACGUCAGGAGCAAUUUCAAGUUCAUAAUGAGUAUGGACCUAGUGAUACUAAUGCCCAAUUCUCACAUGCAGAGCCCGUUGCAGCUGGAAUGUUAGGAUUUGAUAUGCCUCCAGAUAAUUUACAGUCAAAAGUCUUUUCCACAAAUGAUGCAAUUCUUCCUAAUGCUGCCCAGUCCUUUUCUGAGGAACAACACUGGGGAGGUGGACAAUUGCAUAAUCAGUGGGAUGUGGGCAACAGUUCACCAGGCCCAGAUCAUAACUUUGGUCUUUCUGGUUCUGAGCCUGUUCCACCUCAUAGCAAGCCCCCAGUUAUUCCUAAAACUGUAGAUUAUGGACAUGGUCGAGAUGGUGCCACGGCUAAAGUUGAACAUAUCUCCUAUGGUGAAAGAAUUACUUUAAGACCUGAUCCAGUACCUCCGGAACGAUCUUUUGAGAAAGAGCCACUGAUACCAAGAGAUCAUUAUGAAAGAGAUUCAUUUUAUGAGCGACGUGCAGAUCCGUACUUACAACACAGAGAGUACAGCAGGGAUAGGGAACGAGAACGAGAUAGUUACAGAGAGAAGCAGCCUGUAGAAUAUGAGAGAGAACGCUAUGAAAGGGACCGUCACCUUCGUGAAGAAAGGUUGCCUCCAGGUUCUACUUCUAGAUCUGGAAUGUACAGAGAUAGGGAUGGCAGGGAUAGCAGAGACCGAGAACGAGAAGGCAGAGAAAUCAGGGAGAACAAGGAUCACUAUGGCAGGCCUGGUUUUGAGAGACCACAUUUUGAACGUGGACCUGAUCGUCCUCCUUAUGAGCAUAGCCUUCCUGGUUAUGCAGGUGAAAAACGUGUUUACCCAGAGGAGAGACCACCUGUACCUGUUCCCCCUGUACCCCACCCACCUCCACCUCAGCCACGGGUAGAGAAAAAGCCAGAAAUGAAGAAUGUUGAUGAUAUCCUCAAACCUCCUGGCAGAGAGAGUCGCCCUGAGAGAAUUGUUAUCAUAAUGAGAGGAUUGCCAGGAAGUGGAAAAACACAUGUUGCCAAAUUAAUUCGGGAUAAGGAAGUUGAAUUUGGAGGAGCACCACCUAGAGUUCUUGGGUUGGAUGACUAUUUUAUGACUGAAGUUGAAAAAGUGGAAAAGGACCCUGACACAGGGAAAAGAGUCAAAAAGAAGGUUCUAGAAUAUGAAUAUGAGCCAGAAAUGGAAGAUACCUAUCGAAGCAGUAUGCUGAAAACGUUUCGCAAAACUUUAGAUGAUGGGUUUUUUCCCUUUAUUAUUAUUGAUGCCAUCAAUGACAGAGUGAAAUAUUUUGACCAGUUUUGGAGUGCUGCAAAAACAAAGGGCUUUGAGGUGUAUUUGGCAGAAAUCACUGCUGACAACCAGACUUGUGCCAAACGAAAUAUCCAUGGGCGCAAAUUCAAGGACAUUGCAAAGAUGGCUGACCAUUGGGAGACUGCUCCCCGUCACAUGGUGCGAUUGGAUAUUCGAUCCUUACUGCAAGAUGCUGCUAUUGAGGAGGUUGAGAUGGAAGAUUUUAAUCCAGCUGAAGAAGAACAACAAAAAGAUGACCCGAAAACUGAUGGUGCUGAAGAGGAGGAAAGCGAUCUGGGGUAUAUUCCAAAAAGCAAAUGGGAGAUGGACACAUCAGAAGCAAAGCUUGACAAACUUGAUGGUUUGAGAAGCAGCAGCAAACGAAAACGUGAAUGGGACCCAAUGGCAGGCAUGGAAGAUUAUCUUCAGCUUCCAGAUGAUUAUGAUACCCGAAUGUCGGAGCCAGGAAAAAAAAGGGUAAGAUGGGCAGAUCUGGAGGAGAAAAAAGAUGCGGAAAGAAAACGGGCUAUUGGAUUUGUAGUUGGGCAGACUGACUGGGAAAAAAUUACAGAUGAAAGUGGUCAGCUUGCUCAAAGAGCUCUCAAUCGCACCAAAUAUUUUUAAUUUUGUUCCUCGGUCAUUUGUUAGAAUAUCAGAUAUUCAUUCUGAAAAAUAACAGAACCUUGCAGCUGUAAGAAGUGGUCCUGAAACCUGUAAUUAUAGUUUAUACUGUGUGCAUAUGGCUAACGGAAACUUUUCAAGAAAGUUGCUGAAAAUGGAGUCUCAGUAAUUGUAUCAGUCCUGCUUUUACAACGCAAAUGUUUUUUUCUCCAAAUUGGUUUUUGUGUACCAAAUUUAAGUUCCCAGCUUCUGUGUUAUUUUUCCAACAGUUCUGCAUUAUUAUGAAUUUGUUCUAAAUUUCUUUUAUUAAAGAACUACAACAAAAUCUGAUUAAUAGCAUGUUCAAUUUUAAGUUAUUGAAUACUCAUUGCAACUGUUUCAGCAGUUUUUGUAGGGUGAAGACUCCUGAUGUCUAGUUCAUGAAUAUUGUACAUUUUUUAAUAAAACCAAGCUGUGAAAUCAUGGCUAGAUUUCUUGAA
This is a messenger RNA of Erpetoichthys calabaricus (reedfish), 7312 nucleotides long. RefSeq names its product YLP motif containing 1 (gene ylpm1). The record is from RefSeq and is a predicted model, not a curated record. NCBI's taxonomy places the organism in Eukaryota, Metazoa, Chordata, Cladistia, Polypteriformes, Polypteridae. The coding region runs from base 249 to 6836 and encodes 2195 amino acids. The transcript is spliced from 21 exons. Gene Ontology annotation, cellular component: nucleus. Gene Ontology annotation, biological process: regulation of telomere maintenance.